Perognathus longimembris pacificus (Pacific pocket mouse) is the source of this 2429-nucleotide messenger RNA. It is a transcript of the gene Maz, whose product is annotated as MYC associated zinc finger protein. The record is from RefSeq and is a predicted model, not a curated record. The transcript has 5 exons. Gene Ontology annotation, biological process: regulation of transcription by RNA polymerase II. Gene Ontology annotation, cellular component: nucleus. Lineage: Eukaryota; Metazoa; Chordata; Mammalia; Rodentia; Heteromyidae. Bases 93 to 1520 code for a protein of 475 amino acids. Gene Ontology annotation, molecular function: RNA polymerase II cis-regulatory region sequence-specific DNA binding; DNA-binding transcription activator activity, RNA polymerase II-specific.
GGCCGGCCGGGGGCGGCGCCCCGAGCCCGGGCCCCGCGCGGCCCGCGCCCCCGGCCCCCGCUGAGCCCCGGGGCCCCGCCACGGCCGAGGCCAUGUUCCCCGUGUUCCCCUGCACGCUGCUGGCCCCCCCCUUCCCCGUGCUGGGCCUGGACUCCCGGGGGGUGGGCGGCCUCAUGAACUCCUUCCCGCCACCUCAGGGUCACGCCCAGAACCCCCUGCAGGUCGGGGCUGAGCUCCAGUCCCGCUUCUUUGCCUCCCAGGGCUGCGCCCAGAGUCCAUUCCAGGCCGCGCCGGCGCCCCCGCCCACGCCGCAGGCCCCGGCCGCCGAGGCCCUCCAGGUGGACCUGCUCCCGGUGCUCGCCGCCGCCCAGGAGUCCGCCGCCGCGGCCGCCGCCGCCGCCGCCGCCGCCGCCGUGGUCACCGCGCCCCCGGCCGCCGCCGCCGCCUCCACGGUGGACACAGCGGCUCUGAAGCAGCCCCCGGCGCCGCCGCCGCCGCCCCCGCCCGUGUCGGCGCCCGCGGCCGAGGCCGCGCCCCCCGCCGCCGCCGCCACCAUCGCCGCCGCCGCCACCGCCGUCGUCGCCCCCACUUCGACCGUGUCCGUGGCCCCCGUCGCGUCCGCCUUGGAGAAGAAGACAAAGAGCAAGGGGCCCUACAUCUGCGCUCUGUGCGCCAAGGAGUUCAAGAACGGCUACAACCUCCGCCGGCACGAGGCCAUCCACACGGGCGCCAAGGCCGGCCGCGUCCCCGCGGGCGCCAUGAAGAUGCCCACCAUGGUGCCCCUGAGCCUGCUGAGCGUGCCCCAGCUGAGCGGCGCCGGCGGCGGCGGGCCCGAGGCCGGCACGGGCGGCGGCGCGGCCGCGGUGGCCGCCGGCGGCGUGGUGACCACCACGGCCUCGGGCAAGCGCAUCCGCAAGAACCACGCCUGCGAGAUGUGCGGCAAGGCCUUCCGCGACGUGUACCACCUGAACCGGCACAAGCUGUCGCACUCGGACGAGAAGCCCUACCAGUGCCCGGUGUGCCAGCAGCGCUUCAAGCGCAAGGACCGCAUGAGCUACCACGUGCGCUCACAUGACGGCGCUGUGCACAAGCCCUACAACUGCUCCCACUGUGGCAAGAGCUUCUCCCGGCCGGAUCACCUCAACAGUCACGUCAGACAAGUGCACUCGACAGAGCGGCCCUUCAAAUGUGAGAAAUGUGAGGCAGCUUUUGCUACGAAGGAUCGACUCCGGGCGCACACAGUACGACACGAAGAGAAGGUGCCAUGUCAUGUGUGUGGCAAGAUGCUGAGCUCCGCUUAUAUUUCGGACCACAUGAAGGUGCACAGCCAGGGCCCUCACCAUGUCUGUGAGCUCUGCAACAAAGGUACUGGUGAGGUUUGUCCCAUGGCAGCUGCGGCGGCGGCGGCAGCGGCGGCGGCUGCAGCAGCAGUGGCAGCCCCUCCUACAGCUGUGGGCUCUCUCUCUGGGGCAGAGGGGGUGCCUGUGAGCUCUCAGCCACUUCCCUCCCAGCCCUGGUGAGCUCAGUGUUGAUGGGUGAGAGGAGAGAAUGGAGGAAAGUCCCUUGGAACGGUCUCCCCUCUCCUCACUACUACACACCAACCAAGGAGCCUCCAGGAAGAAGAAACGUGUUCUUAGGGGAAUUCGCUAGGUUUUAACAAUGUUUCUCCUGCUCCUCUCUUCUCCCAGUCAAGAGCUGACCCUACAACACCUGUCCCCCUGGUUGUGUUGAAGUCCCCUGGACAGUGGGCAGGGGUGGCAGAGAACAGGAGUAGCCACUGCCCUCACCCCCUCUCCUCUCUGCAAUCCCCUGCCCUUCCCUCCCAGGGAUUUGUGAGCCUUCUCCCUCAUGGUCCUUGCUCUCCUCCCUUUAGCCUUCUCCCUCUACUGUCUGCUGCCCUUCCCUGGGGAGUUGGUGCUUUCUUUUUGUUGUUGUUUCCCCCCCAGGGGGAGGGACGUGAGGAAGGAGGGAAAUUGAAAGAUUCUGUCCCAGAGAGGGUAGGGGGAGAUCUGAGAAUGGGCAGAAGCAGGCAAGGCAAAGAUUGUACCUUCAGUAAGGUAGGGUUGUUGGGUUAGGCCCUAAACAUCGUUCUACUUGAGAACCCAUCAGGGGGGAAAAAAAAAAAUCAAGGGGAGCAAAAGGAGCCACUAAGGCCAGAGGCAGGAGAUGGACUCCUAGGGGGCCAGGGUAAAGGAGGGCAACCAGGGACUAGAGGUGCUUCCUGGGGGUGGGGGAAUGCAGCCACAGUGUCUCCCCCUUCCCUCUCCACCCCAGCUCCAGCCCUGGUCUUUUCUUUUCAUCCCUCUUCCCCAUGACUGAAGCCGUGGCCCUGGCCAUGUCAUCGUGUUCCUGUGUCCCCUGCAUGUUCCCCACCCUCCACUCCCUCCUUUUGCGCGGACCCCAUUACAAUAAAUUUUAAAUAAAAACUG